UAUGCUAAAAAGAAGAUGAAGGAUUUUUGGAGCAUAAUUUGUGGGAACUCUUCAAAUGGUGAAAGCCUUUAUGAUCCUUUAAAUGGCCAGUUAAAUGAAGUUGAUACUGUUAGCAAUGUAACACCAUUUUCCAAAGCUGGAUUCUUUAGUAAGAUUUCAUUUUGGUGGUUGAAUACGUUGCUGAAAAGAGGUCAAGAAAAGACACUUCUCGAUGAGGAUAUCCCCGAGUUAAGAGAGUCUGACCGAGCAAAAAGUUGUUAUUUUUCGUUUGUAGAACAAUUAAACAAACAAAAUCAACACGAGCCACCAUCACAUUCUUCGAUUUCAUGGACAAUAAUUUUGUGCCACCGAAGAGAGAUUUUGAUAACAGGAUUGUUUGCUUUGCUCAAGGUACUCGCUAUAUCUUGUGGCCCUCUACUUCUAAAUGCUUUUAUAUUGUUUUCCGAGGGUAAUGAAAGUUUCGAAUAUGAAGGAUAUAUAUUGGCCAUAUCACUCUUCUUCAUAAAGAUCAUAGAAUCCCUAUCACAAAGACAAUGGUAUUUUCGCAGUAGACUUGUUGGGAUGAAAGUUCGAUCACUACUUACUGCCGCCAUUUAUAAAAAAAUAUUAAGGCUAUCGAAUUCUGCUAGACUGGUUCACUCUAGUGGUGAGAUAAUGAAUUAUAUAACUGUAGAUGCUUAUAGAAUUGGAGAAUUUCUAUUUUGGUUUCACAAGACUUGGACAACAAUUCUUCAACUGUGUAUUGCAUUAGUAAUUCUUUUCCGCGCAAUUGGACUAGCAACAAUAGCCUCAUUGGCGGUGAUAGUUCUCACCGUGCUUUGCAACACUCCACUAGCAAAGUUACAACACAAGUUUCAGAGAAAACUAAUGGUGGCACAAGAUGAGAGAUUAAAAGCUAGUUCUGAGGCACUUAUGAAUAUGAAAGUGUUGAAGUUAUAUGCAUGGGAAACCCAUUUUAAAAACGCCAUAGAUUACUUACGAAACACGGAACUCAAAUUGUUAUCUGCAGUGCAAUUAAGAAGAACGUACCUUGUCUUUCUUUUUUGGACAUCGCCGAUGUUGGUGUCUUCUGCUUCCUUUUUGGCAUGUUACUUCUUGAAAGUUCCUUUGCAUGCAAGUAAUGUUUUCACCUUCGUGGCAACUUUGCGCCUUGUUCAAGAUCCAAUUACAGGCAUCCCAGAUGUUAUUGCAGUGGUUAUUCAAGCAAAAGUUGCAUUUGCUAGGAUUGUUAAUUUUCUCGAGGCACCAGAACUGCAAAGUGAAAAUUUUAACAACAGAUGCUUAAAUGAUAACAUUAAAGGCUCAGUUUUGAUCAAAUCGGCUGACUUUUCAUGGGAAGGUAAUUUAUCAAAGCCAACACUAAGAAACAUAAAUUUGGACGUUAGACGCGGACAAAAGGUGGCUAUCUGUGGAGAAGUUGGCUCAGGAAAAUCAACCCUCUUAGCAACAAUUCUAGGAGAAGUUUCAAAGACACAGGGAACUAUUGAUGUUUAUGGGAAGUUUGCAUAUGUUUCUCAAACAGCGUGGAUACAAACAGGUACAAUCCGGGAAAAUAUUUUGUUUGGGUCGGUGUUUGAUGAUCACAGAUAUCACGAAACACUUCAAAGGUCUUCACUGAUAAAGGACCUUGAGUUGCUUCCCUAUGGUGACCUCACCGAAAUAGGUGAGAGGGGAGUAAAUUUAAGUGGAGGUCAAAAGCAGCGAAUUCAACUUGCUCGAGCUCUUUAUCAGAAUGCAGAUAUAUAUCUAUUAGAUGAUCCAUUUAGUGCUGUUGAUGCGCAUACUGCAAAAAAAUUGUUUAAUGAAUAUAUCAUGGAAGGACUCAAAGGGAAAACAGUCUUACUCGUGACACAUCAAGUCGACUUCCUCCCAACGUUUGAUUCUAUUUUGUUGAUGUCAGAUGGGGGAAUUCAACAAGCUGGUCCAUAUAACCAUCUACUAACAUCCAGUCAAGAAUUCCAUGACCUUGUCAAUGCUCACAAAGAGACUUCGGGUUCUGACCAACUUGCGAGUACUACUUUUCCGCAGAGACAUUCAACUUCUACAAAGAUUACGCAGGCUUUCGUGUUGAAGCAAUUUAAAGAACCAAAUGGAAAUCAAUUCAUUAAGCAAGAAGAAAGAGAGAAAGGAGACACAGGAUUGAAGCCUUACUUACAAUAUUUGAAUCAGAUGAAAGGCUAUAUAUUCUUCUUCGCGGCUUCCCUUUGUCACCUUAUUUUCGUUGUCUGUCAAAUAUUGCAAAACUCAUGGAUGGCUGCUAAUGUUGAUAAUCCUCGUGUCAGCACGUUGCGAUUGAUUUUAGUUUAUUUACUCAUUGGUGUUUCUUCAGUAUUUUUCUUGUUGAUCAGAAGUCUACUUUUAGUUGCUUUGGGUCUUCAAUCAUCGAAGUAUUUAUUUCUACAACUGAUGAACUCCCUCUUUCGUGCACCGAUGUCCUUUUACGACUCUACACCAUCAGGAAGGAUACUUAGUAGGGUUUCGUCUGAUCUGAGCAUUAUGGAUAAUGACAUCCCAUUCAGCCUCACUUUUGCAGUGGCAGGAACUCUAGUUUUUUAUUCCAGUCUUACAGUUUUGGCAGUUGUUACUUGGCAAGUCUUAAUUGUGGUUAUUCCGAUGGUUUAUGUUGCUGUUCGAUUGCAGAGAUACUACUUUUCCUCAGCAAAAGAAGUAAUGAGGAUGAAUGGCACAACAAAAUCAUUUUUAGCUAACCAUGUAGCUGAAACUGUUGCUGGAGCUGUGACAAUAAGAGCUUUUAAGGAGGAGGUUCGGUCUUUUGAGAAGAACCUCGGUUUAAUUGAUAUUAAUGCUGGUGCUUUUUUCCAUAGUUUUGCCGCAAAUGAGUGGUUAAUCCAACGGUUAGAAACAAUCAGUGCAGUUGUACUCACCGCUGCGGCACUUUGCAUGGUUAUGCUCCCCACUGGAACAUUCUCCUCGGGAAUUAUUGGCAUGGCUCUAUCUUAUGGCCUGUCACUAAAUGCUUCCUUAGUAUUUUCAAUUCAAAAUCAAUGCACUCUUGCAAAUCACAUAAUAUCAGUAGAGAGGCUAAAUCAAUAUAUGCAUAUACAAAGUGAGGCAGAAGAAAUAGUAGAAGAAAAUCGUCCCCCUUCGAAUUGGCCAGUUACAGGAAAAGUAGAAAUAAAUGAUUUGAAGAUACGAUACAGGUCCGAUGGACCAUUUGUACUUCAUGGGAUUACAUGCACAUUUAAAGCACGACACAAGAUCGGUAUUGUUGGAAGAACAGGCAGCGGGAAAUCAACACUUAUUAGUGCUUUGUUUCGUCUUGUGGAGCCAGCAGACGGAAAGAUUAUUGUUGACGGAAUUGACAUAUCAUCCAUCGGCCUUCAUGACUUGAGGUCAUGUUUUGGGGUUAUACCUCAGGAUCCUACACUUUUUAAUGGGACAGUAAGAUAUAACUUGGACCCUGUAUCGCAGCAUACUGAUCACGAGAUAUGGGAGGUUCUUCGGAAGUGUCAAUUGCGAGAAGUUGUUCAAGGGAAGGAAGAGGGUUUAAACUCCUCAGUUGUUGAGAAUGGAUCAAACUGGAGUAUGGGACAAAGGCAGUUAUUCUGUUUGGGGCGUGCACUUUUGCAAAGAAGUAGGAUAUUGGUGUUGAACGAAGCAACUGCUUCAAUUGAUAAUUCAACUGAUAUGAUUCUUCAGAAAACCAUUAGAACCGAGUUUGCGGAUUGUACAGUGAUCACAGUAGCACACAGGAUACCAACUGUGAUGGAUUGCAGUAUGGUUCUUUCAAUCAGUGAUGGAAAAUUGGCGGAGUAUGAUGAGCCGAUGAUCUUGAUGAAGAGAGAAGAAUCAUUGUUCAGGCAACUUGUCAAAGAAUACUGGUCUCACUCUCAGUCUGCAGAUUCGCAUUGACGCUACCAGAAUUAUAUUGCACAAUUCACUAUUGUUCAGCAAUACACUAUUUUAGUAUAGAAUGUUAUCAAAUAACGCCUAUUAUGGUGUUAUAACGCUUUAGCGUAGUGUCUGUUGUGGUGCUAUAGCAAUUUAGCAGAGCAGAAUUUGAACAAACUAUU
Trifolium pratense (red clover) is the source of this 4034-nucleotide messenger RNA. RefSeq names its product ABC transporter C family member 10-like. Gene Ontology annotation, biological process: transmembrane transport. Bases 16 to 3873 code for a protein of 1285 amino acids. The transcript is spliced from 11 exons. Gene Ontology annotation, molecular function: ABC-type transporter activity; ATP hydrolysis activity; ATP binding. The record is from RefSeq and is a predicted model, not a curated record. Lineage: Eukaryota; Viridiplantae; Streptophyta; Magnoliopsida; Fabales; Fabaceae. Gene Ontology annotation, cellular component: plant-type vacuole; vacuolar membrane.